Messenger RNA from Sus scrofa (pig), 4936 nucleotides. RefSeq names its product GPALPP motifs containing 1 (gene GPALPP1). The record is from RefSeq and is a predicted model, not a curated record. NCBI's taxonomy places the organism in Eukaryota, Metazoa, Chordata, Mammalia, Artiodactyla, Suidae.
GUCAUUGGUCGGCGCCGGAAAAAGCUUCUCUCCUUUACGGCGAAUCGCAGGCUCCGGGUUUGAGAUUGACUUGACAUAGACACGCUUAGUGUGAGGGACCAGGGCCGCCACCGCGGAUGGCGAGAGAUCUGAUUGGGCCGGCGCUACCGCCCGGCUUCAAGGCCAGCGGUUCAGCGGAGGACGAGGAGCGGGACCUCAGCCCGGUUGCAGGACCAGCUCUACCCCCUAAUUAUAAAAGCUGUAGUUCAGAGUCAUCAGACAGUGAUGAGGACAGUAGUUCUUUGUACGAAGAAGGAAAUCAAGAAUCUGAAGAAGAUGACACUGGUGCCACUGCAAGAAAACAGAGAAGACAUGAAGAAGAUGAUGAUGACGAUGAUGAAGGGUUUUUUGGACCAGCCCUUCCUCCUGGAUUUAAAAAGCAGGAUGAUUCUCCUCCAAGGCCUAUAAUAGGUCCCGCAUUACCACCUGGUUUUAUUAAAUCAACACAGAAAAGUGACAGAAGCAGAGAUGAUCCAGGACAAAUAUCAUCGUAUUUCAACUCCGAGAAGGAAACAGAUAGCAGUGAAGAAGAGGACAUUGUUGGACCGAUGCCUGCCAAAGGACCAGUGAACUCGAGUGUAUCGACAGAGUUUGAAAAAAGGGCUCAGAGAAUGAAAGAGAAACUGACGAAAGGAGACAACGACUCAUCUAAACCUAUUACAAGAGAGUCUUGGAUGACUGAGCUUCCUCCAGAAAUGAAAGACUUUGGUCUUGGGCCCAGAACUUUCAAGAGAAAAGCAGAUGACAAAUCUGGAGAUCGAUCAGUCUGGACAGACACUCCAGCCGACAGAGAAAGGAAAGCUAAGGAGACACAAGAAGCAAGAAAGUCAUUCAGCAAGAAGGAUGAAGAACACACAUUGUCAGGAAGGGAGAAGAGGUUGGCGGAGCAGGUAUCCUCCUACAAUGAAUCAAAAAGAUCAGAAUCUCUUAUGGACAUUCAUCAUAAAAAAUUAAAGAAUAAGGCUGCUGAAGAUAAAAAUAAGCCCCAAGAAAGAAUACCAUUCGACCGUGAUAAGGAUCUUAAAGUUCAUCGAUUUGAUGAAGCUCAGAAAAAAGCCCUGAUAAAGAAGUCUCGAGAACUAAACACCAGGUUUUCACAUGGCAAAGGCAAUAUGUUUUUAUAAGGGGAUUUCCCUGUGCAAUGAAGAAGCGUUGAAGAGUACUCUUUUUUUCCAGUCUGUUCACUUUUUUCCCAUUGUUUCGAGUUUCUUAAGAUUAGAGGAUUCCUUUAGUCUUAAAAAAGCAUACAGACUUCCCUUACUCUGCGCAUCCUUUAAAGUCAUGUGGAAACAUAAAAUCAGUGUGUCUUAUGCAGGGUACAGUUUUAAGUCUUGUGUUCUGAGGAAGUGUGGACUUUUAUUCAAAUAAUUGUUUUGAGGUUCCCCCCCUCACACUGCCUAAUUUUUGCGCUGUCUCACAAAUACCUUGUAAGGUCUAGACCGUCUAUCAAGUCUCUUCCACAGCUUGGACCCCCUCGUCAGAUAUUACUGACCUCGCGGGAGUGAGUGUGUCUGGUCCUCGCAAUAAAUCCAUGAAUUUGAAAUGGUUUGGUUUCCCUCUAAACUGCAGCCAGUGAACACACAACAUUUACUUGAAAAUACAGAGUCUGGAGGUUUUGUCCAUUUUGUUAUCAGUGUCUUGCUUGGGCACUCAGGGCUUUUUAUUUAUGAUUUGGAUUUUUUUUGUUUGUUUUUAAGUCAAAAAGGGGGACCCCUAGAGUUCCUUUGUGGCACAGCAGGUUAAGGAUUCAGUGUUGUCAUUGCAGGGGCUCGGGUCGCUGCUGUGGCGCGCCUGCGAUCCCUGGCCCUGGAACUUCCACGUACCGCAGCUGUGGCCAAAAAAAACCCAAAAGGGUUUCCUCUGCAUUAUUUUAUGUGCUGAGAAAAAACUAUUUUUAUUUUUCCAACUUUAGUAAGUAUUUCUAGGGGAGGCAGCCUGAGGGACAAGAUAUGCCCUUGGUGUGGAGUCUGAGAUUCUGUCUCUCAACCAAAGCUGUCUACGUUUUUAAACUGCUUUGGGGUGAUCUGACUUUGACCAUUUAUAUUUGACAAAUUUUAGUGAAUUUAGUGGGGAGGGAUCUUUUACAUCAGUCAUAAAUAGCUUUGUUAAAAAGUCAAAUUCAAUCCCUGAAUACAAAAGUGGAAACUGUCAUCAAAACUACCCUGAUCAAGUUAAGUUUCUGAUGCUUUAAGCACUGCCUCUAAGAUGUUAAUAAAAAAUUCUCGAUAGAUAGGAGUUCCUGUCGUAGCUCAUGGGGUUAAGGACCCGCUGUUGUCUCUGUGAGGAUGCAUGUCCCAUCCCUGGUCUUACUCAGUGGGUUAAGGAUCUGGCAGCAUAGGUCACAGAUGCAGCUCAGGUCCCAUGUUGUGGCUCUGUCCUAGGCUGCAGCUGCAGCUGCAGCUUCAAUUUGACCCCUGUCCCAGAACUUCCAUAUGCUGCGGCCGUAAAAAGGAAAAAAAGAGAAGAAAAUUCUCAAUAGUUAAAGCCUAAACUCAAAUUUUGUAAGCUAUAUUUUCUUAAGAUUAAUCCCGAUUCUGGUAGUUGUGUGUUCUGGUUUUGAUGAAGCAUAUGGUUUUAAUGGAAAAAGAUUCUGAAUCCUAGUGCAGUUAGGCUUUAUGAAAAUUGAGUAAACUGUUCAGGCAAAUUAUGGGACAAAUUUUUCUCCUUCUAAUCUUAGAAGUACAAUGGUAUUUUCCAUAACAAUAACCUACUCAAGGACUGUUACUAUUUAAAAGAUGAAUUAUUCUCCUAAGCAAGUUGAAAGGGCGUCUAAUCUAAGCAGAAUUGAACAGAGCUACCUUUGACUAAAGAAGUCAUUUUUAGCAGAUGAUAUUUUCUGAACAUAAAACUUUGUACAAGAGCAUCUAUGACUUUCAUUAAUUUUGUUAUAAUUUUUCCCCUGGUGGAAGGAAAAAAUGUUUUCUAGUUCUUGAUCCUUAUGUAAAUUCCUAACACAUAUUUUUGAGAAAUGUUGGUAUUUUUUUAAGGUAAAAAUGUCACCUUGGGAUACUUAUUUUUGCAUUGCUUUCCUCACCCUAAGGGUAGGUAGGGCUACUUCUAUAGUACAUCUCGACUGCUUCUUCCCUCACCCUUGCCAGGUCUGUGACCUUAGCAAAAGGGAGAAAAGCCCUCUCGUCUGCCUAAUCCUUUACAUUAAGUGACCACCUUGCCGGUACCUCUGGUCUAGCCCUCUUUUAUGCUACCCUGAGGACAGUUUUAGCAAAACACGAGGCCAGAAGUUUUUUGCCCCUUGCAGAGACUAAACUCAAUAUAACCACAUGGUCAAUAAAAGAACAACAUAGCUAUUUGCACAUCCCCUCCCCUCUUCCAAAGCUUCCAAAGGCCUGAUUAAAUCAAGUCUUCUCUCCAUCUGGUAGAAAAUUGGUAUCGUUGACAUUUUCUACUAAUAACUCUUUGCUUUCCUAUAAUUCUUGGCCAAACUUUGUAGACCUGUGACCUCUUUUGAAAGUUAAAAAUGAGGAGGAGGAAUUCACUUGUGGUACAGCGGGUUAAGGAUCUGGCAUUGUCUUUGCAGCAGCUCAGGUCACUGUUGUGGUGCAGGUUCUAUCCCUGGCCUGGAGUCUUCUGCAUGCCAUGGGUGUGGCCAAAAGAGAGGAAAAAAAAAAAUGAAGAAAAAAGAGCAACACUAAGUUAACAAAUAGAGCAGACACUUUAACAUUCUUUAGUUUUGGGUGGGGGGGUGGUGUCUCUCUUUUUCUUUUUUUUUUUUUUUAGGGCCACUCCAUGGGCAUAUGGAGGUUCCCAGACUAGGGGUCCAGUAGGAGCUAUAGCCACCGGCCUACACCACAGCUCACAGCAACACCAGAUCCUUAACCCACUGAGCAAGGCCAGGGAUCGAACCUGUGUCCUCAUGGAUGCUAGUCAGAUUAGUUUCCACUGAGCCACGACCGGAACUCCCUAACAUUCUUUACUGUUUGGUGAAGGUGAGGUUUAGGUUCAUUGUACCUGUUCAGCUCUCUAAAUUAUUGUCUCAAGUGUUGAUGCUUCAGAUAACAACCACAUUACUGGUAAAUAAAUGACUUUAGUAAGUGGGAGAAUUGGGAGGUAAACAAAAGGUGAGCGAUAGUAGCUACACCCAUAAUAAGGCUGUAUCAUCAGAUAAAUUUUUUUGGAUUGGAAAAAUAUCAUAAAUUAAUCCCUAUUCUAAAAAGAAAGAAAGAGAAAGGCUGCAGUUUCACUGAGUUCUCUGACUUGUUCAGAGGUAGCAGCUUUUGACAUUUAUCACUUGAAAUUUAAUAGUUCUUUGGAUUAAUGACUUUUUUAGAAGUAAGGUUGGUAUUUACAUGGUAUCUACAUGCUCCAGAAUAGGUUAACAGUGAUUAUAUAAAUCAUUUGAUCCUGACACAUCUUGGCACUUUUUGUUUCUUGUAUCGGGUGGAUAAUGUUAACAUUAUUCCUCAGAAAUGUAUGAUCAUGGGAGAUAGUUUUUAGGCUAAUUACAGGCGUCCUUAUCACUACUCUUCACUUUUUCCCUGGCAAUGAUAGAUAUUGUUAGGGAAAAAUUUCUCUGUUGAGUUAUACACCUGAGAAGAAGAAUUAACUUGGAAGGAAGUAACUAGAGAUAGUAGUACCUGUGUAAUAUCAAUGCCAAAUCUUCUACUUUAGAAUGUUAAUUUUUUUACUUUGGCUUUUGAUGCCAUCAUGUGAUUUUUAGUGUGCAGUUAUGAAAGGUCAUGCAUUUCCUAUUAGGGGAGAGGUAUAUUUUUUUGCAGCUUAAAUAUUAACUGUGACUACAGUAUGUACCAAAUUUAAAAGCUAUACACUGCCCCUUUCAGUCUUUUCGUUUUGAACUUUACAAUUGAAAGACUUUUUAGAAAAAAGGAAUUCCUGAGGUGUAAUUUUUUUAUGUAUGAAUAAAGUUGCAUCUAUAUCUGAG